Molecule: messenger RNA, 1587 nt
Organism: Oncorhynchus masou masou (cherry salmon)
Lineage: Eukaryota; Metazoa; Chordata; Actinopteri; Salmoniformes; Salmonidae
Exons: 4
Coding region: 157-789 (210 amino acids)
Biological process (GO): apoptotic process; positive regulation of apoptotic process; negative regulation of autophagy
Cellular component (GO): myosin complex
Source: RefSeq, a predicted model, not a curated record
UGCAAACGUUCAUCUGAGAGACUGUAAUGCAAGAGGUUGAAGGAUACGCUGCGUUAUUUAAUUCUGGAGAAUCAGUAACGACAAGUUGACAAGAUACCACUAAUCACAACGAAAGUAACUUACUUAACUGGCGGGAGACUACCGCUGAGGCUCCUAAUGGAUGAUGAGGAGGGGGACAUGCCUCUUCAGCGUCCAGCCUCACAGUGCUGGGGCACCCCCUUCAGGGACAUCAAGUGUCACACCAUGGACAGCAGAGGGUCCAGAGACGCCGGGGACAGAGGGGACACCCGGGACAGGUCUACACAGAUGUCGACCGGCCCCAAUGCCAUUGUCCCGCGGUCAGAGGGACACAACAUCAUGGUUCCACAAGGGCACAACAACAACACUUUGCCCUGUGGGUUGCAGGACAACCACCAGGCCAUAAAGUGCCUCCAUGGCAAUGCUGGAUUCUGUUUGCACUUCCCAGCUCAGUUUGAGCCUAUGGACGAUCCGGGUGAGAGGCAGAAUGAUGAGGGGGAGGGUAGGAGAGAGGACGACGACAAUGAGGAGGAGAGAAGGAGAAUGGAGGAGAGACUAGAUGAAGAGCGGGUGGAGGAUAGCACGGAGGUCAGGAUCGGACGUAAGCUCCGGGAGAUCGGAGACCAGUUCCACCAGGACCAUGUUCAACUGUUCCUGCGGCAUCAGAGGGAUGUCCUGCCAGUCUGGAUGCAUCUCACGAUGGCCGUCUAUGGCUUCCUGUUUAACAGAGGGCCCCCUGCCAUACCCCGUCUGAGAGGACAGGAGAGAUGAGGGAGUACCUCGCACAAAAACCCUCCACCCGUCUCAGAGGCCCCCCCUCCCCCCCCGACCAAAACGAGGGACCAGACUUUUAGAUGGCACUGUGUGAUGGAACGCGGGUUUGGAUUCCUUUUUUGUUGUUUUUGUUUUUUAAAUCAAAGAUGAAGAAGAGAAGAACUGGUUCCUGCUGGAUGGAGACUAGAAUCAUCUCUCCGUCCCUCUCUCUCUCUCAGCCAUGCUGUUGGAAGACAGAUAUUUUCUAAAAUAAUUGUAAAAUAUAAAACAAUUAUUAUUAUUAUUAUUUUUUAUAUAGAUGAGAGAGGUCCCUUCAAGAGAAGACUUUAUGGACACUUUAUGGUGAACUUCUACUCACUCACUCACUCACUCACUCUACCACGAACUUGACAAACUUCCAAUGUAUUUUCUGAACUAGCAAAACUCCACGUUAUCUCGAUGUUUCACACUGGUCUAUAUUUAAAAGAAUAGAAAAAAUGGUUGUGAUUUAAUGACUCUGGUGGUGGGGUCGUCAAGACGAGCGCUGUCAGCAUACGUGACUUGACGAUCUCUGGUGUAGAUUGAGCUUCGUUGUGUUAUCCUGUGUCUUUCACUGGUGCCGUCCACCAGCAAUUCAGUCUGAAGUGGUUUUAAGAUUCAGUCUGUAUGAGAUGAAUGACAGGUCUGUUUUUUUAUUUAAAUUAUCAACAGGAAGAAUGCAUGUAUAAUUUAACAUAUGUGUUCUGAACGAUCCUAAGAUUAUAUAGGUCUGUCAAAGUUGAGGGCAACUUUUGAUUAAAUUCUUAACAGAGAAAA